Messenger RNA from Elephantulus edwardii (Cape elephant shrew), 2082 nucleotides. RefSeq names its product MAP7 domain containing 2 (gene MAP7D2). NCBI's taxonomy places the organism in Eukaryota, Metazoa, Chordata, Mammalia, Macroscelidea, Macroscelididae. Bases 1 to 2082 code for a protein of 693 amino acids. The transcript has 15 exons. Gene Ontology annotation, biological process: microtubule cytoskeleton organization. The record is from RefSeq and is a predicted model, not a curated record. Gene Ontology annotation, cellular component: microtubule cytoskeleton.
AUGGAUGGAUUUUUAAAAUCUGAUGAGAGACAGAGACUAGCCAGAGAAAGAAGAGAAGAAAGAGAAAAAUGUCUCGCUGCCCGGGAGAAGCAGAUUUUGGAGAAACAGAAAAGAGCCAAGCUCCAGUAUGAAAAGCAAAUUGAGGAACGAUGGCGAAAACUGGAGGAACAACGCCUUCGGGAGGACCAGAAGAGAGCCGCUGUGGAAGAGAAGAGGAAGCAGAAGCUCCGAGAGGAGGAGGAGCGGCUGGAGGCAAUGAUGCGCAGGUCCAUUGAGCGCACACAGCAGCUGGAGUUGAAGAAGAAGUCCUGGGGAGGAGCACUGGCUGCAGGGACUGGAGGCCGAGAAGGUGAAUCAGAAAAUACCCUACCCCCUCCUGUAGGUUUAGCAGCCAGCACCCUCCCUCCGGACCCAGGGACCACUGCCGCUGCUGUGGAGGCCACAGAUGCACAUGAUAAACUUUCAACAUCAACCAUGAACUUGCCAAAGCAGGCAGAACCUCCCAUGAACAAGCGCCUGUCUUCAUCCACUGUGGCUAUAACAUAUUCUCCAGAACGAGCUCCUGUUGGUCCUCCCAAAUCUUCCUACAAGGCUUCUCCCACUAGAAAUAUUGAGAUAAAGAAGACCACGUCUACAACUGGCACAGGAGAAUUGGGGAAAGGAGUCCUUGCAGGGACGGAACUCCCUCUGAUGGAGAAAUCAAAGAGGGAGCCUCGAACACUAACUUCCAUGAAUACUGCAGUCCUAGGAUCUCCUCGGAGAAAAUCUGACUUUACAGCAAGCCUUCCUAAGAGGUCAUCUUCUCCUGGAACAUCCAAAUCAACUUCCAAAACAUAUCCACAGUCCCCUAAGAACAUGAAGCCACCAUUCCUAGGAUCACCAGUAAGAUAUCGUCUUCCUGCAAUUUCCAACCAAGAGAUUUCCAAGAAGAAGGCAGAGAAAGAAAAGACCAACAAAGAAAGGGAAGGUGCCAUUAGCCAGGCACUUGGUGCUCAACGAGAGGAGGUUCCAGAGAAGCACAUUGUAGACAAACACGUCACUGAGAAGCGUGCUGCUUCUGGAUUGAAGGCUGAGAACACCGAAGGGAAACCUACAGCAGGCACCAUUGAUGCUGGAGAGGCCUCCAAGAUCCUGGCUGAGAAGAGACGCCAGGCCCGGCUGCAGAAGGAACAGGAAGAACAAGAACGAUUGGAAAAGGAAGAGCAGGAUAGGCUGGAGAAAGAAGAAUUGAAAAGAAAGGCUGAGGAAGAAAGGCUUCGUCUAGAAGCAGCAGCCCGUAAACAGGAGGAGGAAGAGAAAAGAAGGGCAGAAGAGGCGGCGCAGCGCAAGGCUCAGGAGGAGCUGUUGAAAGAAAAGCAAGAAAAGGAAAAAAGAGAAAGAGAAAAGCAAGAAAAAGCCAUGAUUGAGAAGCAGAAAGAAGCAGCAGAAGCAAAGGCUCAAGAAGCAGCUAAGCAGAUGCGUCUAGAAAGAGAACAGAUCAUGCUGCAGAUUGAGCAGGAGCGACUAGAGAGGAAGAAGAGAAUAGAUGAAAUCAUGAAGCGAACAAGAAAGAGUGAUGUUUCUCAAGAAGUGAAGAAAGAAGACCCUAAAGUGGGGAUUUCACCUAUUGUGUGUAUGGAGAAUAAGGCAAAACCAAUUGUUCCCAACAAAAUCGAAAUCAGUGGAUUGAACACCUGCCAGGAAGUGAAUGAUGUAGGGCGCACUGCCCCAGAAACUUUCCCCCGAGACGGUUUUGAUAAUGGGCUUAAACCAGUUCCAGGACUGGAUGCCCUUGAUGGGAAAUCAAACAGUCUGGAUGAUUCUACUGAAGAAGUUCAAUCUAUGGACGUGAGUCCUGUUUCAAAAGAAGAGCUUAUCUCCAUCCCAGAAUUUUCACCAGUGAGUGAAAUGAUUCCUGGGGGGUCUCUGGACCAAAAUGGAACUGGUAAUGCCCGAGCACUUCAAGAUCUCUUAGAUUUCACUGGUCCCCCUGCAUUCUCUAAGAGAUCCAGUGAGAAUCUCAGCCUGGAUGACUGCAACAAAAACCUGAUAGAAGGAUUUAACAGUCCUGGUCAAGAAAGCACUCUGAAUACCUUCUGUUGA